AUGUUGGCCUUCGCCGCCGUUAUCUUCUCCCCCGCUCCCGGCACGCUGUCCGGUAGAACAAUCCGCUCCCGCCCAACUCUCGCUGGAUGCGUAAAGAAAACCACCCCGAAACCACCCCGGUCCGUCUUGUCCUCACCGCGACCCGCGCGCUCCAGCCGCCGGCCAUGGGUGCCAUGGUGCCUCCGCGCGCUCGCCGCUGCUCUAGCGCUCGCGCUCUGUCCUCCAGAUAUCAUCCCUGCCCAUGCCUCCUCCAUCGGCGAGCGUCUGAAGCCGAGUACCCGGCAUCCUUGCGAAGACGUCCAGAGCUACUACGGGGGGCUGGAGGGCUUGUCCGGUGACGGGCUGAUGCCGAAGCUCGGCGCCGUCGUCUCGCCUCACGCCUCACUGCGCUACAAAAUGUUGGUGUGGGAGGCGCUCAAGAUUCUCGAUGCAGCUGAUGCAGACCACCCAGAAGCGUCCUCUGAAGUGAUCGAGAUAUACUCGCAGAGAGCUGUGCCGAAGCUCUUGGCAGGCAAGCCGGAUGGAUGGAACAGAGAACACCUCUGGCCGCGAUCAUACGGGCUAAAACGCCGUCCUUCUCUAACCGAUCUGCACAACAUUCGUCCUGCGGAUGCCAAUGUGAAUUCGUCCAAGGGAAACAAGUAUUAUGGAGGAUGUGCUGCGACGUCAAAAAAAUGUUCGAGGCCGGCAAAUCGUGAAGCUGCACCUGACACUGAAACAGACAGUGAAAGAUGGGCACCCCUUUUUCAGGUGCGUGGAGAUGUAGCUAGGUCCCUGAUGUACAUGGCUGUAAGCUAUGGGUCUGGACAGCAAGAUGCAGCUCCACAUUUGGAACUUUCUGAUUCGUCUAGUAUUCGUUCCAGGUAUAGCCCAAAUAAUCAAAUAUUCUGUUCUGGGGUCACCUCGCGGAGAUCCUUCUCUGGCCAUCUUCCGGUCCGCACCGGCACCGCCCUAGAAAGUAAGAGGUGCCAGGAGAGGCUCGCGACGAGGUUGGCGAGCACCUACAAGGCGACUUGCCGCGCCAGGUUCGACAUCGGAUCCACGAACAUCGGUGUGACCCGCAGCGCGAUCAUGCCACCCAACACCAUCUCGACGCCCGAUCAGUGGCAGGGAUAA
Triticum aestivum (bread wheat) is the source of this 1116-nucleotide messenger RNA. Its product is annotated as extracellular ribonuclease-like. The record is from RefSeq and is a predicted model, not a curated record. Gene Ontology annotation, molecular function: nuclease activity. The transcript is spliced from 10 exons. Lineage: Eukaryota; Viridiplantae; Streptophyta; Magnoliopsida; Poales; Poaceae. Bases 1 to 1116 code for a protein of 371 amino acids.